Messenger RNA from Dreissena polymorpha, 2003 nucleotides. Its product is annotated as kelch-like protein 10. The record is from RefSeq and is a predicted model, not a curated record. Gene Ontology annotation, molecular function: protein binding. The transcript has 5 exons. NCBI's taxonomy places the organism in Eukaryota, Metazoa, Mollusca, Bivalvia, Myida, Dreissenidae. The coding region runs from base 29 to 1936 and encodes 635 amino acids.
AGCGCCAAUUAGAUACCUAUGGACAAACAUGCCAACUAUGAAAAGCAUCACAACAAGCAUGGACGAAUCGACGCAUAUAAAGGAAAACAUUGAUUUCCGUCGCAAUCUCGCAUUAAUGCGAAAAACUGGGAUGUUCUGCGAUGCCAAUAUUUGCAUUCCCGGCGAAUCGAAAACAUUGCCUGUUCAUCGGGCAAUCAUGUCAAGUUGCAGCGAAUUCUUCAGAUCUCUUUUCACCAACGGUCUUCAAGAAACCCUUACAAAUGAAGUGACAAUCCAAGGAAUUUCUAUGAAGAUGAUGGAAAUGGUAAUUGAUUACGCUUACACGAAAGAAGUUACAAUUACUACCGACAUUGUUGAAGAGUUAUUCGCAGCCGCCGAUAGAUUCAACGUUUUAGGCCUAUUACAAGAAUGCAUAGAUUUCUUUGCGUCAGAAAUAGCUCCGGAAAAUUGUAUCGGGUUUCUACGAUUUGCCAGAUACUACAACAACAAAGAACUUGGCGAUUUAUGCUGGGUCUUUGUCACGUCACAUUUCAAAGAAAUUACAGAGCGUAGUGAUGAAUUCUCGCAAUUAGAACCAGAAGAGCUGUAUGAGAUUAUAUCUGACGAUAAGCUUAACGCUCAUUUGGAAGACGACGUAUAUGAAGCAGUUAUGAAGUGGACAGACUUUGCUCCAAGGGAACGUAAAGAGCAUGUCACAAUUCUUCUCGAGGCGGUCAGAUUUCCGUUUAUAACAGAAGAAUGCUUCAAAGACAAGAUUUUACAUCGCAGGGACCUCAAACGAGGCCCAUGUAUGGACAGGAUAUUAGAGUCAUAUGAUAUGGUGAAGAAAUACCGAUCAACAAGAGAUCCAUCGGUAAAAUCAAAAACCUUCAUGUUGACCCAAACGACGAUGCCCCGGAUUCCAAAUCAGGUUAUAAUCGUUCUCGGUGGAUGGGCAAAAGAAGGAGUAACGGAUUCAGUUGAGACAUACGACAAGGUCGCUGACCAGUGGUUCGAAAUAAGGGAAUGCGAGUUGCCCCGGCCCCGGGCCUAUCACGGCACUGUAACCAUUCGAGAUAAGAUUUACGUCGCAGGUGGGUUCGACGGGUCGAAUUACUUGAACGGAAUGGUCAUGUUUGACGUCUCGAAGAAGAAGUGGGAAGAAAAGGCGUCCAUGUACAUGUCCAGAUGUUACGUCAGCGUCGUUGAGAUCGACGGCGUUAUAUAUGCCUGCGGCGGAUACGACGGACGUCAGCGUCAUAACUCCAUGGAGCGCUACGACCGGACGCGGAACCAGUGGACGCUCGUCACGCCCAUGUUUAACCGCCGUAGCGACGCUGGGGCGACCACUCUAAGAGGCAAACUCUACAUCGCCGGCGGAUUCGACGGCACGGCGUGUCUGCUAACGGCCGAAAUGUACGACCCCGUUGCCGACCAGUGGACGCUCCUCACCCAGAUGGCAAUGCGGCGCAGCGGCGUCAGUCUUGUGGCCUGCGAGGACCACGUGUACGCCGUUGGCGGAUAUGACGGUCACCGCCGCCUCGAGACGGUGGAGUACUUUGACCACAUCCGGGGCCUAUGGCAUUCUGCCACCAGCAUGCUUCUCGGGCGGAGUAAUUUCUCGUGCGUUGUCAUGGACGGAAAUAUUUAUGCUAUGGGAGGCUACGACGGUGAGAAAACGUCACCGGAAAUGGAGUGCUACCGAUCGGACAAGAAAACCUGGUACGCCAUGAACGACAUGAAGAUCGGAAGAAGUGCAGUUAGCGCAUGCGCCGUUCGCGACAUUUACAACACACGCGACUUCUCGUUUCACGGCAAUGGUGCCAGAGCCACAGACAUUGAUGAGAUCUUCGGGGAAACGGAAACAGCCACGGCGACCAAAAACACGGAGUUCGCACGCAGACUGAACAAAUGGAGAACGUCUCCAAAUGCACGAGGAAAUGUAACGGAGAUCUGAAGCGCAAUAUACUGUGUUAGAGUGAAUGACACAUUUUUUGAAGAAUAUAUAUGUGUGCAAACUCAAA